UGAAGUACUACUCUGUCAGUUACACGGCACGCACAGUUAAUCAACAAAACAAACUGCCUUUGUAAUGGGAGUGAAUUUAUGCUUCUGGAUUCUUGGUCUCUACCUGGCCCUACCUUUGGAAGGGAUUUAUCCUCCACUCUGUCAAACAGGGUAUAAGAUUACUAUGAUUGGAAGUGGCUGUUAUGACAUUGAUGAGUGUGGUGAGGACAGACAUAUUUGUGGGGCGUGGGGAACCUGUCACAACAUGAAGGGAAGCUACUGGUGCAGUUGUCUCCAGGGAUUCCAUCAGGAUGGCAACAUAAGUUCUAAGUGUGUAGACGUAAAUGAGUGUAUAGGGCCUGGGAACAAAUACCCCUGUGGCGAGAAUGGAACCUGCUUCAAUCUGGAGGGCAGCUACAGGUGUCAUUGCACCCCUGGAUUCACUACCUACGGCAACAACCAAACUAAGUGUCAAGAGCUGAAUUGUGACCCUUAUGCAACUCAGAGUACACCUGAACAGACUCUACCAGGUUUUGACAGCCUCUUGUCUCUCUUGAGAAACAACUGUUUGGUGUUGAGUAACUCCUCUGGGUUGGCUGGAGCUACAGAAAAGACUGGAGAGGCGCUUUUGACAGUACUGGCCAAUGUCACUGAUGUUCUUCAACUCCAGUCCAAUGGUCAAGGUGGUAACAGCGGUAAAGUGACUACACUACUGAGGACAGUAGAAAACUCUAUCAGACUGAUUGCUCCACAGCUGAGAGAAAAUGUGAGCAGGAUAAAUACAAGCCAUACAGAGGUAGAAGUUGUGGUGAGGAGGGACAGGACACCACCCCGAGGACCAGUCAGACUAACCAAUGAAAACAUCCAACUUGACACCACCUGGGAGACGGCGAUCGGAGAUGACACGAAUUACCCAGGAUUUGGGUUUGCCAUUUUGCUCAGCUACAAGAGUCUGCAGACUUUGACCAACAGCUCUGAGCAGCUCUCCUCCAGAGUGGUGACUGUAUCUGUUAGCAACCCCAAUACAACAAACCUGUCUGAACCUAUCAUUCUCACCUUCAAUCACUUGAAGUCCAGUGAUGCGAAUACCACCUGUGUUUAUUGGUCAGAGGAUGGUGAGGGGGCGUGGUCAAUCCAGGGCUGCACCUCAGUGAUGUCCAACUCCACCCAAACUGUGUGCUCCUGCACCCAUCUCAGCAGCUUUGCCCUGCUCAGGGGAAUCCAAGAGAAUAAGAAAUGCGGACAGUUGCCGUUGGUGAUGUGGGUGGGCGCUUCCGUGGCGCUGGCUUGUGCGGUCCUAUCCCUGCUCAUGACCCUGUGGUGUCGCUUUAUCAGCAAAAAGCGCAAUGGAGGGAGCCAACCAGAACAGCAUUUUAAACUCUAAAGCACCUCAAUUUAGACGGCAGGGAUUUCUAAAAUCUCUCUUUCCUGUGUUUUGUAUAUAAUCCUACCCUAUGUCAAUUUAUUGUAAAAUAACUGUUUAGACUGUGAACGAACCGUUAGAAAAUGUAAAUAUGAAGUUUCAGUUUCAACCUCAGUCAAUUGAUGAAAAAUGAUUUCAUGAAAUAUAUGUAUUUAGAUAUUAGAGAUUAGUGAUUGUUCUCAAUUCCCAUCAAUGUCAAUUUACUUUUUCUCUGUUCAAUUGGAGACGAGCUUACCAUACAGUAUUAUUGUACAAGUUUAAAUAGAAGCUCUGUUGUAAUCAAA
This is a messenger RNA of Salmo salar (Atlantic salmon), 1686 nucleotides long. RefSeq names its product adhesion G protein-coupled receptor E3. Gene Ontology annotation, cellular component: plasma membrane. The record is from RefSeq and is a predicted model, not a curated record. Gene Ontology annotation, biological process: adenylate cyclase-activating G protein-coupled receptor signaling pathway. Gene Ontology annotation, molecular function: calcium ion binding; G protein-coupled receptor activity. NCBI's taxonomy places the organism in Eukaryota, Metazoa, Chordata, Actinopteri, Salmoniformes, Salmonidae.